This is a messenger RNA of Diachasma alloeum, 2823 nucleotides long. It is a transcript of the gene bib, whose product is annotated as neurogenic protein big brain. Gene Ontology annotation, molecular function: water channel activity. The coding region runs from base 1 to 1776 and encodes 591 amino acids. NCBI's taxonomy places the organism in Eukaryota, Metazoa, Arthropoda, Insecta, Hymenoptera, Braconidae. The record is from RefSeq and is a predicted model, not a curated record. Gene Ontology annotation, cellular component: plasma membrane. Gene Ontology annotation, biological process: transmembrane transport. The transcript is spliced from 4 exons.
AUGGCAACAGAAAUAUCGCGGGAUGUUGAUGCACACAUUGUCAAUUUGUUGAGUAAACUUGCGGCGCUGAGGGAUGCCCCCAAGGAGAGACAGGACACUAGAAGGCUGUCCAUGUCCAAUGAGUUCAGGAGCCUUGAGCUUUGGAGGGCCGUUGCUGUCGAGUGCUUGGCGACAUUUAUGUUUUGCCUCGUUUCACUCGGCGCCGGAGUCGGUGUCAUUGUUCAUGGCAGUGGACUGCUGGUCCUCGCUACUUGUCUUGGGACUGGCUGCUCCAUUGCCGCGAUCUGGAUCAUCUUCGGACAUAUCAGUGGUGGGCAUGUCAACCCCGCAGUCUCCAUAGCAUUCGCAUUCGCAAGGAAAAUAUCACCGUUUCGCGCGUCUCUCUACGUAGCAGCUCAAUGCGGUGGUGGAAUUGCUGGUGCAGCUAUGCUUUAUGGGGUGACUGGUGUACAGGCAAUGCCCUCCUCCACCGGCCGUCUCUCGGGCUCUAUCGAAAAAUUAUUGCUGGAGAAGACACUCUCGGUGUUCAUUGUUCUCGCUCAUCUCAAUUGCGAUAGUUCGAAAAACCUCAUGGGGUCCAUUACAUCGAGACCUGCUGCUGUACUCGCUGCUGCCUAUACAGCAGCUACUUUGGUCGCGAGUCCCUACAUGAACCCCGCUCGCGCCCUGGGCCCAGCCUUCGUAAUGAACCGCUGGGACAGCCACUGGGUCUACUGGGUGGGCCCAAUAGCCGGGGGCCUAGUAGCCUCCCUCAUUCACGAGUACGCGCUAACCCCGAAGCGUCCCCGUAAUUCCGUAGACCUAGACGACGGCGACAACUCGUCAAUGCGCUCGGAAGACGACCCCUACGACGACCUCGACAAAGCAACAGGCCCUAAAUUCCCGGGCGGUUACGCCACCUAUCGUCCAGUCACCGGGGCCUCCUCGAUCUACUCGCCACCCCCCAGCGCCAUCGAGCGCGUGGAAUCCAUCUACGGAGGCACAAAAUCCCUCUACUGCAAGUCCCCACCGCUGACGCGUGCCAAUCUAAACAGAUCUCAAAGUGUCUACGCCAAGUCCACAUCAGGGCCUAGAGAGGGCCUAGUCAUACCGAAGCCAGGGCCCCUCGCGCCUGCGCAGAGCCUCUACCACAUGCGCAUUGGUCCCAGCACUCUCCCCCUCCCCUCCAGGGAGCAGGGGGCCUCAUCGGUGUCAUCUAGCCAACCGCCGAGCCACUCUCAGGCCCAAAAUCAUAACAGCACCAAUCAAAAUAUGCAGAAUCAGUUGCAGGCCUGUACCCAGAGUAUUUACGGUAUUCGAGGAAUUUCAACGAGUGUUUCGACUCGAGAGAGCGGCAUCUAUGGGGUUACCUCUUCGAGUAUUUACGGUAGGGCCCCUGUGCCCCCUCCAUCGAGCUCCCAGAACUCUCAGAAUUCGAGUCAGAGUGGACAGAGAGAGCAGAGAGAGCAGAGGGAACAGAGAGAACAAAGAGAACAGCGGGAGCAGCCUCUUGGGGGCCCCAAUCAGGCCCAGGGAAAUGGGCCCGAGGGCGCCACUGGGCCCAGAAGACCCGAGAGCAUGUAUGGACAUAUAUCCAGGAGAAGUGAUGACUCGGCUUAUGGGAGCUAUCAGGGGAGCAAUAGGGGUAAUUAUGGAAAAAUUCCGGGACCACCACCUCCUCCUGGCUGGAGUCAGACCGUACAAAUGGAGCAGAACAGGCCCAGUCCUGUUGCUGGGCCUCUUCAGCAGAAUCAGAAUCAAAAUUAUCAGAGGAAUUCACCUAAUCCACAGUAUUGAGAAUUUUUAUAAUCAAUUAUUAGGGUUUUUUUAGCGGAGGGGAGAAUAAGACGAUUAUAAAAUGUGUUCUAGGGGUCGAGGGGAAGGAAAACUUAGAAUGUUGAGGAAUAUUCAUUGGGUUUUGGAGUCAAGGGGCGACGAAGUAGCUUUACUCUUCCGAUAAAUGUAGAAUUCAUUGAUAACUACAAAAAUUGAUAAAAAAUCGAUUAGAUUCAGAAUCACGAUUUUUUUCUCGAUUUAACGACCGUUUUUUUAUAAAGAAAAAAUGUUGAAGAAUCAAACAUUUCUAUUAUGAUUAAAGACUAAAAUCUGGAUUUUUUCUUCAUAAAAUGUGGAAAAAUCGGUGAAGUUUUUGUCACUUCAUAAAAAAUGAUCGCCCGUUUGAAUGCAAGUCCCAUUAUUUAUUAAUGAAAGCAAAAAAUUGUUUUAAAAACUAUUUUCCAUAAUGAUGAUGCUCAUUAAGCAUGAAUUUUUCCCUAUUUUUCUCACGAAAUUUAGUGAAAAAAAUGAAAAAAUUAAAAUGACUAAAUCUACAAAAUCUUCGACGCAGCCUGUCGAAAGGGUAGAGCUACUUCAAUACAGAUCUGUUCUUUUCAAAAACCUCCAAAUCUAGGGGAGACAGAGGAAUUUGAUGAGGAUCUUGUUGAAGUGAAAGUGAAAACUACAAAAGGGUCUUCAAAAAAUCGACGUCUCUCCUUAAUUCUAGGAUAAUUUCUGAAAAGUACAGGAUCAUAAAAACUGUUCAUUAUUUAGUCAUCUUUUUACAGUGAUCGAUACUGUUCAUGGAAUUAUGUGUAUAGAAAAAUAUUUCGAUUGCUCAUUUAGAAGUAUUUUAUGAAUAAAAGACUGUAUAUAGGGGAUUAAUGAGACAGUGGAUUGGCAAUCCGAAUAUUUCAUGGAAAUCGAGGACAAAACGAACUGCUCCGUAUCCCAAUUAGUUAUAAUUUUUUUUUUGUAUUUUUCAUCUUUAUUUAUUAUGUAUAAUUAAUUCGUAAGAUCACUAGGUCUUAGAUUAUAAUUGUUGCAUGUAUGUGAGUAUAUCAUUGA